CUAUACAUAGUUAUUCCGGUAUUAUUGACUAUAUUCCCCAUGCGGUACUUACAUCCCUGUGACUGUUUUAUAACCAGCAAUUUAUACAAUGUAAUCCCUCCCCUUUUUUCACUCACCCACCAUGGCCCCUCCCACUUGGCAACCAUCACAAGUGCAUGAUUAAAUUCUGAAUAAGUAAAGUUCACAAUGUAUUCCUCCCUCACAAGGAGGUGGGUGGGGCUUACCUCACAAAGCUCUGCUGGGCUCAUACUAAGAUAGCUUGAACCAGUGCCAGGGCCUGCAGGCACAGUGAGAAAUCCAGCCGGCAGAAAUCUGUGGUAAGUAGCUGGCGGGUGAGUACAGAGAACCUCUAGAGAAGCAUAGGAAAUAGGUGAUGGCUGGGUGAGAUAGUUGGAACCCAAAGCAGGCAAGUAGAAUGCCCCUGACCCUGCUCCAUGCCCCUGAUUUCUUAUAUCCCAGUUCAAACAUCAUGUUCUCCAUAAGCCUUUCCCUAUUUCCAUGAAUGGUGUUCCUCUGUCCAAUACACCGGGUCUUAUUGCAUAGCACUGUAGAGGUCUGUUUUAGGUUUUUCUUCCUUUGUAGGUGUAAAGGCAGGGAGAAGGUCUUACCCACCUUGGCAGGUGUUUAGAAAUUAUGCCUGCCUGAAACACCGAAGAACCGAAUGGGUGUGGAAAAUGACCUGACCUGAGAGUAGGUUGGACAGCCACGCAGAGAGAUUUCUCUGUCUGGUCCUUCCUUCAAAUUGUGGGCAGGGUGUUGAAAGGAAGAGGCCCAGGUCUCAGUCUCUGUUUAAAUGCAGGCAGCUGUCUCCGGGGAAAGGCUGCGUUGGUGAGGGCUGUGGAUGAGCAGUGAGCGAGCCUGAAGGUGCAGUGGAUAGGAGGUUUCUGAAGCUGCAGACAUGGGAGCUGAAUGCUGGAGAACCCUUCUGAUGUUGUUGGCUGCUCUGGUCCUGACGGCCAAAUUGGGUCACUUUCAAAGGUGGGGAGGCUUCCAGGAGAAGUCCACAAGCAAGAAAAACAUGAAUUCAACACUCCGAUUCUUCAUUGAAAACUACAACAACGUGAGCAAUGACACCUACUUAUUUCGAGUAGACAAAGUACUUCAAAGUUAUGUGCAGCUGACAACAGGAGUGGAGUAUCUGGCCACCGUAAAGAUUAGCCGGACCAAGUGCAAAAAGAACAGCACAAAAAGUCAUUCAUGCCCCCGACAAAGCGAAAAGAAGAAGAAGAAGAGUUUCAUUUGCGAAUUUUUGAUAUACACUGUGCCCUGGAUCAACUAUUAUGAGCUUUGGAACAACUCCUGUCUGGUGGCCUACUAG
Molecule: messenger RNA, 1318 nt
Organism: Myotis lucifugus (little brown bat)
Lineage: Eukaryota; Metazoa; Chordata; Mammalia; Chiroptera; Vespertilionidae
Gene: CSTL1
Product: cystatin like 1
Exons: 3
Coding region: 899-1318 (139 amino acids)
Molecular function (GO): cysteine-type endopeptidase inhibitor activity
Source: RefSeq, a predicted model, not a curated record